UCACUAUUUUUAAUUUUUUUUUUUUUAGCAUGCAUAAAAUUAAAAACCCAUUAAGAGAAGACUUUAAUUAUCUCCAAAAAAAUAUUUUAAUUCUUGUCAACUGAGACGACCCACGUCUGGUUCUUCUUCCCUGUACAAAUUUUCUUGCCUUGCAGGACCAUUUCCAUUGUCUCCAAUAAGAGUUCUCCGGGUGGCCAUUUUAUUAUUGUUAUUGCUUUUAUUUUCAAUCAUUUCUCUCCCCCUUAGACAGCAUCCUCCUUUUUUUUUUAAUUUCUCAAUGAACUGGCAGCAUCUUUGCUUGGAUUAUAAAAGCUUCAACUCUUCUUUUUUGCUUUUGGCUCUCCAAUUCUCAAGAAUUCACUUGUUGCUUGCUUAAUCUGCUGCAAGAUUUGCCAAUAUGGGAAGACAACCUUGCUGUGAUAAGAUUGGUUUAAAAAGAGGUCCAUGGACUAUUGAGGAAGAUCACAAGCUCAUGAACUUUAUCCUUAACAAUGGUAUCCAUUGCUGGCGCAUGGUUCCUAAGCUUGCAGGUUUGCUGCGAUGUGGAAAGAGCUGCAGACUGCGAUGGAUUAAUUACCUGAGGCCUGAUCUUAAGAGAGGAAGCUUUACAGAAAUGGAAGAGAAUCAAAUUAUUCAGCUUCACUCUCGUCUUGGCAAUAGGUGGUCUAAGAUUGCUUCCCACUUCCCUGGUCGUACAGACAAUGAGAUCAAGAACCAUUGGAAUACUCGAAUCAAGAAGAGGCUAAGGCAAAUGGGUUUAGAUCCUGUGACUCACAAGCCAAUUGAGCAAAUGAAUAAUGAGACAACGCCAGUGUCUCAUGAUGAUCAAGCCAUGAUCAGUGAUUGCUUGGUAACAAAGAAAGCUGAUGAGAAAAGAGAUGGGGAAGAUGAGAUAGUGGCAAUGGAUGAUGAAAAAUCUGAUCUUUUAAGCAAUUAUGAAAUGUUAUGUGGAAGCUUGGAUUUGGGAUCAUGGAUUAACCAGCUAGAAACCAAUACUGCUUCUUACAGUUCUUCAUUGUCUGCAGAUGAAUCUAAUAAUGUUUCAUUUGGUGAGUCUUCAUCAGUUCAGGACAUGGAUUCUGUUCUUUCAUGGGGAAGCUUCAAUCAUCUAGUUGAUGAUAUUUUUUUCAUGGAAAAUAGCCAGCAGUGUAACAUACCAACUGAUUCUGUCUUCAAGUACUGUUAAUUUCCUGAUAAAAUUAAAAAAAAAUUGAAAGAAAAUUGACCAAAUGAUGAUUGUGACCGAGUGUUAUAGAUAUCUUUUCACCCCUUAUUAUUUGAAGCAUUUUUUUUUUCUUCA
Molecule: messenger RNA, 1300 nt
Organism: Manihot esculenta (cassava)
Lineage: Eukaryota; Viridiplantae; Streptophyta; Magnoliopsida; Malpighiales; Euphorbiaceae
Product: transcription factor MYB20
Exons: 3
Coding region: 398-1186 (262 amino acids)
Source: RefSeq, a predicted model, not a curated record